CGUCGGUGCGCUGGGCUUCCUCGCUGACCGUCCGCAGGCACAGGCUCCUCCACACGUCGUUAUUCUCGUCCCCGUGCAGGCAGCGAUGCCAAUGCUUACACACCAGGCCGCAGCUCCGGAGGUCUGACAGCUCCAGAGCUCCUUUGAAGCGUUUGGAUGGAUUUCUCUGCCUUCUGUGAGGGUCCACACUGAGGAUUUAUCCUUGUUCAGGAGACAGAUCUAUAUCUGGUGCGAGUUGUAUUUGGGAAUGAAUAGCACAGACUCUUUGUGGGAAAUUAUCACGCCCGGCACUCCAGAAUUCUGGCUUCAAAAAGUUGCAGAAUAGAGCUUUGCUGGGAGCAGAAUAAUGGCUGCAAAGUGGGACUCUGGCCAUUCCAAUCCUGUGUUGAGCCUGGCAAUCAGCAAGGAGAGGGUGAUCGCUUCUGGUGCUGAAAGCGGAGAACUUAUCAUCUGGAGUGAGCAAGGAACUCCACUUGGCAAAUUGCAUCUGAAGGGCAAUGAAGAUGUAACUGGAGUUACAUUCUCCCCAGUUUCCUUUUCCAGGCUUUAUGCUGCUCACGGGGAGACUGUCAGUGUGCUGGACACCAGAGCGUUGGGGGAUCCUGUGGAGACCUUCAGCAUCAACAAAGAAGAGAUCAACUGCAUUUCUGUCAAUGAGACAGACAGUCUACUAGCGGCUGCUGAUGACUCUGGCACUGUGAAAGUCUUAGACCUACAGAGUAAGAAAGUCUGCAGGACCCUGCAGAGACAUACCAAUAUAUGCUCAGCCGUUGUUUUUAGACCUCACCGGCCACAAAGCCUUGUUUCUUGUGGGCUUGACAUGCAGGUGUUGCUUUGGAAUGUGCAGAAAGCAAGACCACUAUGGCUUACAAAUCUUCAACACUUGGCUCAAGAUGAAGAAGAUCUGGAUCUCCAUCAGUCCCCAGGUCAGCUCUUUAAUCCACCACUGGCUCAUUCACUUUCUGUGUCCAGCUGUGGAAAUGUGUUUUGCUGUGGUGCUGAGGAUGGGAAGAUUCGCUCAUUUCGGAUAACAGGAACUCGUUUUGAGGAGGAUCUCUGUUUUAAGGCUCACACUCAAGGCGUCUCUCAAGUCAGUUUUAUAGGACAAGAUUCUGGACAGACUUUGCUACUCUCUGGAGGCAAUGACGGAAGAGUGUGCCUUUGGAAUCUCCGAAAAGACGCUGUACAAGCUCAGAAACCGCAAAAACACCACCCUAAGAAGUCCUCAUCAAAACUUAAAGUGAAACAAAUGGCAGAGGCUUCUCCAAGAGUCAGUUCAAGCCUCUGCAUUGAACAUGGAGAAAAAGUGAACUGGAUUCUAGGAGCUGAACUUCAGGGGUCGAAAGUGGUUCUAGUUGCAGAUCCUAGCAAUGCCAUAUCUGUCUAUCAGCUGGGUGAGCUAUAGAUUGCUGAGGAACGCACAAAUUAAAGUUCUUCUACCACCAUUAAAUGGGUAUUCCGUUUAUGAGACGUUAUCCUCUAUCCCCAGGAUAGUGGAUAACUAUUAGGUGGGGAUACUACCGAUCACGAGGACCCCCAAACUCCGUCAAUUCCUCUGAGUAUAGUGCUGUACCAUCUCCAGGGCUCCCCUAGAAAUGAAUGGAGUUACUGCGCACAUUCCAGCUGCUCUGUUCAUUUUGGGGGGUACAGGGUCUUCAUUCUGUCCCAGCAGUAGGACCCCCACUGAUCUAAUAGAUUAACAUAACGGAAUACCCCUAUACCCCUUUAAGGUUUAAUAACAAUGGACAAACACGUAAUCUUGAUGGACAGAUGUGUUGGUGACCAGGAUCCACACUAUAUGCAGUGCCUUAGGCCUCUUUCACACAAGCAAGUUUUCUGUCCGGAUGCGAUGAGUGAAGUGAACACAUAGCAUCCGGGCUGAAUCCUGAACCAUUCAUUUCAGUGCGUCUGUACACAUGAGCGCAUCAUCUUUGCGUUCAGGAAAAAUAGCAGCAUGUUUUAUUUUAUUUAUUUUUUUUCACUUAGCCCUGGCUCCAUAGAAGUGAAUGGAGCUUGCGUGAAAAACUGAUUACAGCAUGCAAUGUGUUUUUCACUGAUGGUUACUAGGAGAUUUAGUUUGUUAUUCUUCAGUUUUUGUUUUAUUUCACGCACGGAAAUAACUGAAACACUGAACGCAAUUGCAGACAAGUCUGACUUAACUUGCGUGCAACGCCAUCAGUUUUUUUUCCUGAACAGAUGCUGACGCAGUCUGUAUCAUUUGUGUGAACGAGGCCUAACUGAACAAAUGCUAUAUAGAAGCUGACGCUUAACAUUUUUAUGGGGUGGAGCUUCAAGCAUAUAUAAAUUCUUCCUCAUAUGUUAGUAAAGCCAGUUAAAGGCUACACACCCCUUUGGGGACAUGUUAACAUAAAAAUAAUUUUUGUAAUAAGGUGUAAGGUUUGAUUAAAGAUGCGGCUUCUGUAACGUGUGUGUUUUUUACAGUACAUAACAAGCUGAGGGCUCACCUGAAGGCUUGUUCUCCAGCUCCUCUCUCUCCUGAAUGACCUUUGGUGUGGUCAGGGGACACGGGCCAUCAGCUGAGCUCUCUGCCCAAUUUGACUGUGAACAGCAUUUUGCAGCUUGCUUUAUAAUAUGAUACAUAGAAGCUGCAGAAGGCCAAAAAAAACAACAUUUUUGUUAAGACCCUAUUACAAAAAUUAUUUUUAGAUAAAAAUACAGGUGGCGAUGGCCUUUAAGCUGUUAUUUUGUAAUGUUUUAUUCUGGCAGUGCUUUAAAGGGGUAUUCCCAUCCCAUCUCAGACAAUUGGGGCAUAUCGUUAGGAUAUGCCUCCCAUUGUAUGAUAGCUGCGGAUGUCACCUCUCUGAAACGGAGCCUCGAAAGUCAUGGAGGGCGCAGCCACUGCUCCCAUUCAUUUCCAUGGGGCUGACAUACAUAGCCGAGCCAGCGCUCAGCUAUUUUCAGAGGCUCCAGCAGGCACCCUUCGUGACUUUCAUGGCCCUGUUUACAAGAGAGGUGCAGGUUCCACCUCUCUAUCAGACAAUGGGGGCAUAUCAUAGCGAUAUGCCCCCAUUGUCUCAGAUGGGAAUAUCCCUUUUAAUGAAUGUAUAUAUUAAAGACAGCUGUGCACUAUGUUCUUUAAAUAAAGAAAACGCAUAUAGCGAUUAUAAAUUUUAUAUAUAUAAUUAUGCAGCAUAUUUAUACUGGAAAGUUUACUUACUGGUACUGAAAUAUAUUUAAAUCAAUUAAAUCUUCAUUUUCAGGUGGAAGAUCAUCCUGGUAGUUUGGUUGCCACCUAUACAAAUCUUCACAAGGGCUGCUUCUAUGCUUGGGGUACUUUGUUUACACUGACCCGUUAUCUGUCAGAUUAUCAGAGAAUAGCUUUUGUAUGAACACUCGUUCCCAAUAAUCUGACAGAUCAUCUCUAUGUGUAAAAGGACCCUUAAAAGGGUUGUCCCAUCUAGCAAUUUCAUACUCACCUGCUGCGAGCUGCGCUGUUCACUUCCUGGUUUCUGGCUUGUGAGCACGCCGCCACGCAUGUGCCAUGGUGACUUCUUCCUGGCUAGUAUAGUACAGAGUCAUGAAUGAGCACGCCGCCACGCAUGUGCCAUGGUGACUUCUUCCUGGCUAGUAUAGUACAGAGUCAUGAAUGCGCACGCCGUCGCCUGCAUAAUCUGCAUGUGUAAUAUAAGCUUUAGUGUGAGAGCUCUUUACUGAUUCAUCCCUCAAGAGCACUUAAGCUUGAAUUUGGUUAAGAAAUUCUCAUGAAACCAAAUCGGUACAUUGUGACAUGCUAGCAAAACUCUGAACAGACUCCAACUUACAAAUUAACCACUGGCUUGCUGCACAUAUAGGAUAGACAUCUAGUGACACAUUAUCUUGAAAUGAUGUUUUGAAAAGCUGGUCAUCUUGUGACGCACACAUAGGGACUUGUGCAGCCAAGGAAGGACACAUCUGUAUUUGUCCUUUUUAGGGCUCAUGCACAC
This is a messenger RNA of Bufo gargarizans (Asiatic toad), 3944 nucleotides long. It is a transcript of the gene WDR53, whose product is annotated as WD repeat domain 53. The coding region runs from base 347 to 1405 and encodes 352 amino acids. Lineage: Eukaryota; Metazoa; Chordata; Amphibia; Anura; Bufonidae. Gene Ontology annotation, molecular function: protein binding. The transcript is spliced from 4 exons. The record is from RefSeq and is a predicted model, not a curated record.